Messenger RNA from Drosophila novamexicana, 1368 nucleotides. Its product is annotated as leucine-rich repeat-containing protein 15. Bases 15 to 1352 code for a protein of 445 amino acids. Gene Ontology annotation, cellular component: extracellular matrix. NCBI's taxonomy places the organism in Eukaryota, Metazoa, Arthropoda, Insecta, Diptera, Drosophilidae. The transcript has 2 exons. Gene Ontology annotation, molecular function: protein binding. The record is from RefSeq and is a predicted model, not a curated record.
GUGCGGGUGUUUUUAUGGCCAUUAUUGUGUACGGUCUACAGUUGCGGAAACCUAAGUCUAGCGUGGAGAUGUCAACACUAUCAUAUCUCUGUCUGUUGAUGUGGAUGCUGUUCAACAGCUGUGUUGCGAGCCCCAAGGAAGUCGCAGUGAUAAGCUUCAAAUGUAAUGGGUAUCUGUGCGAGGAGCUAAACUAUCCACUCGACUCUGAAGUCGCAUAUUUUACAAAAGACAUCACAAAGAAACUAAAUAGCUAUACGACCUUAGUGCUGCGCAAUUCCCAUUUAAAUCAACUGCCUUUGAAUGUGUUUCAAACACUAGACAAGCUGGAACAUUUGGAUGUGCAGAACUGUCAGGUGCAACAUGUGGCAGCCAAGUGCUUUGAGGGUGCUGUCAAGCUCAAGAUAUUGCAACUGUCCGGCAAUUUGAUAUCCAAACUCGAUGCAGCAUCCUUUGCUCUGGCCACAGAACUGGAGGAAUUGAAUUUGGCUGAUAAUCAAUUAGCCGAUUUGCCGGCCAAGACUUUCGCUGGCCUGCACAAACUCAGGCAAGUCUGGCUGCAAGGCAACCGCUUGCAAAAACUGCCAGCUGGUGUUUUUGGUCAACUGUCACAAUUGCAACAACUCAAUCUGGACUACAAUCAGCUAUCCGAACUGCCCGGCGGUCUAUGUGCCGAUCAGGUUCAGCUGCAGCAAUUUUCAGCGAGUGGCAAUAGAUUAAAGCAAAUUGCAGCCAAUGCUUUUCCAUAUGUGCGGCGUCUCACAAUCUCCGACAAUCCACAGUUGCAUCGACUGCAUUUAACUGGCCACAUACGUGAGCUUCAGGCUGACAACUGUCCAUUGCAAAGCCUUCAACUUGAUCAACCCGAACUGUUGGAGCAGCUGCUGCUUAGCAAUUCCCAAUUGCAAAGCUUAGACUUUUUGCGCAAUGCCAGCAGUCUCUUGGAUUUGGAUUUGACGGGCCUGGACCAGCUGCCCGCCUUGCCCAAUCCCUGGCCCGCACAGCAACUGAAACGCCUGAGCAUUUCCUAUGCCAACUUCACAAAUUGGCCCGAUCAAAUGUUGACGCAGCUGCCGGAACUUAAGGUACUGGACAUUUGGCAUAAUCAGCAGCGGGAGAUAUAUAUUAAAGAAGACUUUGGGCAGCUCAAUAGUCACUAUAUAGAUGACACAAAUUCAAUAUGUGCACAACUGGAAAUGUUUGUGGGUGACACAACAUUGCCCAAGCAUGUAACCAUAUUCGACAAUAAAGUUAUUGGUAAUACUGGAGCGUAUUCUAUGGAAUGUCCCGGUGUUGAGUUGGCACAAGCGGAGGAGCUGGUUUGGUUUGAAGAUGAUUUCGAUAGUUUAACAUAGCUUUGACUUGGCCAAU